GGCUCGGAGUCACUCGGGGAAUUCACUGAAGCAGUAACACUGAAGUUUUUUUUCUUUCUCGCUGUGAAACUACUACUGGACCAAGCCACGUCUGACAACAAGCCCGGCAUACUAGAAGAUUGUCCUGUUUCUCCCGUCACCCCUGGACCUGAGACAGGACUGUGCUGCGAUGUCCUAACUUUUAUCAGUGCCCCCUGUCUCUUCCCCGUGUCUCUUGUCCUUGGUGGGACAGUCCCAGGGUGUCCUCCGUGUCCGAGAUGAGCAGCUCUCAGCAGCAUCACCAUGGCAGCACAGGCUCAGAGCGGGAUCUGCACUCAGCCGCCUCUUCUGUCAGCCUGUCUGUCCGAAAAACCCCCAAGAAGCGCCGCUUUUCACUGCAAUCAUUAUUUGGGCGCCGCUGCCGACCGGACACCAAACGCAGAUCAAAGACUCAAUCUUCUGAAGGUGUUCCGGGACAAGACAGUGUCCAAUCAGAGGCCUUCCAGGACAAAACCUCCGCCCACUCCGCCUUGGGCCUCGCCUCCACCUCGUCUGUAUCAGGGUCUUCAUCCGACCUUCUCGAAUGUCCGCUGUGCUUACUACGGCACUCACGGGAUCAUUUUCCUGACAUCAUGACGUGCCAUCACCGCUCCUGCGCCGACUGCUUACGGCAGUACCUCCGCAUUGAGAUCUCAGAGUCCCGGGUCAAUAUCAGCUGCCCCGAGUGCUCUGAGCGCUUCAACCCCCACGACAUCCAGAUGAUCCUGGGAGACCGCGCCCUCAUGGAGAAGUAUGAAGAGUUCAUGCUGCGCAGGUGGCUAGUUGCUGAGCCCGACUGCCGCUGGUGUCCUGCUCCGGACUGUGGUUAUGCCGUGAUUGCUUUUGGAUGUGCCAGUUGUCCUAAAAUUACCUGUGGACGUGAUGGCUGUGGAACAGAGUUCUGUUACCACUGCAAACAGCUGUGGCACCCCAACCAGACAUGUGACACGGCCCGCCAGCAGAGGGCGCAACACCUACGGCUACGCAGCUUCAGGUCAUCCUCUCUCAGUCACAGCCAGGAAAGCGGCGCUGCAGGAGAUGACAUCAAGCUGUGCCCACGCUGUGCGGCCUACAUCAUCAAGAUGAAUGAUGGCAGCUGUAAUCACAUGACAUGUGCAGUGUGUGGAUGUGAGUUCUGCUGGCUCUGCAUGAAGGAGAUCUCUGACCUGCACUACCUCAGUCCGUCAGGCUGCACGUUUUGGGGAAAGAAACCCUGGAGCAGGAAAAAGAAGAUCCUGUGGCAGCUCGGGACACUGGUCGGAGCUCCAGUCGGGAUCGCACUGAUCGCUGGCAUUGCCAUUCCGGCCAUGAUCAUUGGAAUUCCAGUUUAUGUGGGGAGAAAGAUCCAUAAUUGCUAUGAGGGUAAAGACAUUUCCAAACACAAGAGGAAUCUGGUAAUCGCUGGAGGUGUGACUCUGUCAGUCAUUGUGUCACCUGUGAUCGCUGCGGUCACUGUCGGCAUUGGAGUCCCCAUCAUGUUGGCCUAUGUCUAUGGGGUGGUCCCAAUCUCUCUGUGCCGCAGCGGAGGAUGUGGAGUUUCUGCUGGAAAUGGGAAAGGAGUCCGAAUUGAGUUUGACGAUGAAAAUGACAACAUAGGAAGUGGUGCAGCAGCAGCUGACACCACAUCGGUGGCAGAGACGCGGCUGAAUAACCCGAGCCUGGGUGAUGGGGCAAGUGUAGGUGGUCUGACCGGGCUCAGCCUCAGUGGCAGUGGCAGCCACAUGGAGCGCUGUGGAGUCAGCUCCGGUCACCGUGACAACAUGAGCGACAACGCCAGCACCACAGCCCUUGCUGGCACUAGUAUUACUGGGAGUUUGUCAGGCAGCUGCUACAACAGGAUGGAGGUUCAAGCCGAUGUUCAAAAGGAGCGGUGCAGUCUGAGUGGGGAGUCAGCCACAGUGAGUCUCGGGACGAUCAGCGACAAUGCCAGCACCAGAGCCAUGGCAGGGUCCAUCCUCAAUGCCUACAUGUCCCUUGAGAGGGAGAGUAGUGUGGAGGUGCAGGCCGAUGUGGAGUGUAAGCAGAAAAAGAGGCGGUGUAGUGGCAGCAGUAGUCUGGACGAGGCCAGCUGUAGCUCUGCUGUUGUGAAGGGGGCAAGUGGCGGGGCCUGUCCCUGCCCCUGCCCCUCUAACUGCUGCUGCCCCUCUCCACCCUGGUCCAAGGAGCCUCCUGCUUCAGCCGGACCCCGGGGCAAAGGCAAGAUGUGGAAACGGGCGAAUAGCAAAGACUCAAAGUGCGAGGUGCGCUCGGAGCUGGACGCUCAGCUGCUGGAGCAGCGCAGCACAAAUUCAUCCGAGUUUGACUCUCCAUCUCUGAGCGGUAGUCUGCCCUCUGUGGCCGACUCCCACUGCAGCCACUUCUCCUCUGAGCUCAGCUGCUGCGACCCCCCGGGACACUCGGAGCCUCUGCCCCAAGUAGAGCAGUGCCCCUCCCCUCGGGGAAGCUUCACACACAGACUCUUGUCUGCGUCACCUCCAGCCUCACCCACAGAGGGUUCCAGCGGGACCUUCACAUACAUAGAAGACAGCAUGGAUGACGGGCAUCCACAGGAGCCAGAGCAAGAGAAGAGGAGGAGAGGUAGCUCCAGUGACCCGCCUGUGACCCCGGUUAGGAAGUGUUGCAUACAGACAGAUAUCUGACAAAAUAAAGCUGCAUUCUGUUUAAUGUUUUCUCUCUCAUUGGGAUGAUACAAAAAGUCACACAGUAGCACCUACUGCAAAUGCAUUUAUAGGCAUAUAUUUGCUAAAGGGGUCAUUUUGUAUGUAUUUUCUGCAUUUUUGCCUCUGUCACCAUUAAAAUUGUGACUUGAACCUUUUCAAAUCAUCAGAAUAACAUACAAGCUAAUUUUACAGACACAGUAUAAUGUGGACCCUGAAUGUGGCUGUGUGUGUGUAGAGGCUAAAUAAGAGGAGAGCUGUAAGUCAAAGAGCAGGUUCUGUUUGACAGGACAAAGACCUUCAGGCUGUGAGCAGGUCCAGAUGAAUGUGCGCCGCAGGUGUGAAACGCAUGAAUGAUUUGUGUCCUUUUGAGCUGCUAAUACUGAACCAUACCGCCCUUUGUCACAACAUGGGGGAUACAUUGUUAAUCAAAAGCUAAGGGGGACCACAUAUACCACAGAACCCUUAUCGUCUGAAAAAGUAAUUAUUGUUUUGGUCAAAUGUGAUGCAUGUUUAAUUUGUGAUGUUUUUGCUUAGUUUAUUUUCCAUUUUGGGAAAGUUGUUUUUUUUAAUGUUUAAGCCCUGUGCUGGGUUCAGAAGUUUAUUGGAUGGGGACAGGAACUCAUCGAAAGUCAUCCAACCAUUUAAAAGUUUGUAAAGGAAAAAAAAAAAAAUUAUUUGUCAAAGCAAAAAGCUGCACUGGAGAAAUUGUGUGGUUGUAUCUGUGUUUAAAAAACGCCAUUUUAACUGCAUAAAAAAGGGAAUUUUUUUCCUAAAGCAUUCCUAUGAAUUGGAGCAAUCAAACACUGUACAUAAUUUCAAAUAGGAAUCAUAAGCUUUCUACAGACUAAAAUGUACAAUAUUUUACAUUUUAACUUAAGUGAAAAUUAACAAGUUUUCACCGAUCAAGGGAACAUUUAUAAAAACCUCAAAUUGUGCAAUCACAAGACACUGCAAAAAAUGUUGAAUCUUUUACAUUGAUUUAUUGUAGCUAUUUUUAUGAAAAUCCAAAUUGAAAUCAGUGCUUUUGGAAUAUUUUAAUUUUCUUCAUUAUUAUGUUUUCUUUUUCUAAUUUUAUUGAUACAAAUGAUUUUAUAUUGACUCACAGUGCCUUUCUCAUUAUGUGUCUUGAAUAGAAAAAUUCAUGUUAACAAAUGUACAAUAUGUCAAACUAGAGUCUAUUUUCCCACAUUUUGAAUGAAGCAGCCGCUGUAGCCGGUUUAGACCAAAGAUUGCCCUUAAUGUAGAUUGGACGAAUGGAUAGAAAAAACAAUCCACCAACCAAAAUACGUCUUUGGGUCUAUCGUGUGAAGGAAGGAUUGUAUUAACAAUGCUUCCCUGAAAGUAGCCAAAGUGUAAAGCUUUUGAAAUCUAUUUUGAGUCUACAAUAAAAUCCUUUUUUAUCCUAA
Messenger RNA from Periophthalmus magnuspinnatus, 4084 nucleotides. RefSeq names its product ring finger protein 19A, RBR E3 ubiquitin protein ligase (gene rnf19a). Gene Ontology annotation, biological process: positive regulation of proteasomal ubiquitin-dependent protein catabolic process; ubiquitin-dependent protein catabolic process; protein polyubiquitination. The coding region runs from base 258 to 2657 and encodes 799 amino acids. Gene Ontology annotation, cellular component: ubiquitin ligase complex; cytoplasm. The transcript is spliced from 10 exons. Gene Ontology annotation, molecular function: ubiquitin conjugating enzyme binding; zinc ion binding; ubiquitin protein ligase activity. NCBI's taxonomy places the organism in Eukaryota, Metazoa, Chordata, Actinopteri, Gobiiformes, Gobiidae. The record is from RefSeq and is a predicted model, not a curated record.